AUGUUACCGAAACAACCAUAUGUCAUCAACCGGCCCCUAUACCACCAUGAGGAGAGCCCCGAUGGCCAGAUGCGAGCCAUAGUAAUAUUACCCAGUGUCCUCCACCCGUACCUGCAAGAAACAAAAAGCUUACAGUGGUGGCCUAGCAGGAAGCUAGCGAAUGCCGACGCUGCACUGCAAGCAUACAAGGCCCUACUGGCGGCAGGCCUGGUAAAUGACUAUCUACUGCCGACAAAUCCCAGCAAAAUUUUCAAUCCGGGCUUGUCUGCUUCGAAGGCCAUUCAUAUUGUACUUGAGCCAGUCAAUCCUUGGGCUAAGUUGGCUGCUCGAUGGAAUACCCGUGACUUAGCCUUGUACUCCCACCUCACGCACCUGAUCCUCCAGUCUGUACAUGGGCACUUGCUAAAACCUGAACUUCGCCUGGAUUUCGUGGCGCUUUUUGUCCCAGAUGCUGCGCCAGCUGCGAUCGAAACAUUCUUGGAGGCAAACACUGGCAGGCUUCGCCAAGAUGAUGCUUUAAAGACUGCAGAACGCACAAGGCCACCAGGACUUCUUCGUGGUCCAAAAUUGUCUCUCUUCCCGUGGAUCAUGGAUUCCUGGCCUUCGGGUCCCUCAUACAGCACUGAAGACCUCCGGGGAGGAGUGCAGCCGCUGCCACGACGGCGAAACUUUCUUCCUCCCUGCCCGUCCAGAGCAUUAAAGCUGGGAUAUUCGGCGCCAAGCCACGAAGCACAAAAUAAGUGUUUUGAGGACCAGCAUCUCACUAUGGAUCGGCUGCCUUUUACAUGGGCGCAGGCCGCUCUCUAUAUCCCUAGUAUUACCCAUGAGAUUAGUGUCUGUAUGGUCGCUGAACACCUGCAGGAGAAAUUGUUAUUGGACGUGACGUUCCGCAGUUUGGAUCUCCUUUCACUGGCCAUUCGACCAACCUGCUCUGAGAGGCCUGCUCGAUUCUGGUCUCUGGCUUUUAUGGGGGCAACGUUUCCGGAAUAUAUCAUCAACUGA
Molecule: messenger RNA, 1002 nt
Organism: Penicillium malachiteum
Lineage: Eukaryota; Fungi; Ascomycota; Eurotiomycetes; Eurotiales; Aspergillaceae
Product: dicer-like protein 2
Exons: 2
Coding region: 1-1002 (333 amino acids)
Molecular function (GO): RNA endonuclease activity producing 5'-phosphomonoesters, hydrolytic mechanism
Source: RefSeq, a predicted model, not a curated record